Molecule: messenger RNA, 4827 nt
Organism: Oncorhynchus masou masou (cherry salmon)
Lineage: Eukaryota; Metazoa; Chordata; Actinopteri; Salmoniformes; Salmonidae
Gene: nolc1
Product: nucleolar and coiled-body phosphoprotein 1
Exons: 14
Coding region: 84-3458 (1124 amino acids)
Cellular component (GO): nucleolus; nucleoplasm
Molecular function (GO): protein binding
Source: RefSeq, a predicted model, not a curated record
UUUUGGUGACGUUUUUUAUUACGCGACGGCAUUUCAACGCGCAUGUGUCUUCGGCGAUUUUCUUCCACACGAGCCUGGUGAAAAUGGCGGAGCAAAGUUCCGUGCCGAGUGAUCUUUACAAACAUGUCUAUUCAUUUCUACUGGAGAACAAGUUUACCAAGGCUGCCCAACACUUCAUCAAACAAGCUAAAGUGCCACCCCAGGAUGAAAAAGAAGCUGCUGGUCUUCUUGACAUUUUCAACUUCUGGGUGAAGUCUCCCGAAGCUAAGAAACGCAAGGCGCUGCCCAUCGGUCCUGGUGCAAGUGACAGUCCGUCUGCUAAGAAGGCGAAGACUGCAGAGAGCUCCAGUGAGGAGUCGAGCAGCGACGAGGAGGAAGAUGCAACACCUGCCAAGGCCACACCCACAGCAGCCAAGGCUCCACGCCCUGCUAAAUCAGAUUCCAGCAGCAGUGAUGAUUCCAGUGACGAAGAGGAGGCUGUAGCGAAGAAACCUGCAGCAGCCAAAGCCCCAGUGAAGAGCCCAGUGGCAGUCGGGACAAAGAGCUCCAGCAGUGAGUCGUCUGAAGAUGAGGCCAAAGCUCCUGCUGCUAAACGAAAGGCUCCUGCCGCGACCCCUAAGGCGGGAAAGGCUCCUGCCGCGACCCCUAAGGCGGGAAAGGCUCCUGCCGCGACCCCUAAGGCGGGAAAGGCUCCUGCCGCGACCCCUAAGGCGGGAAAGGCUCCUGCCGCGACCCCUAAGGCGGGAAAGGCUCCUGCCGCGACCCCUAAGGCAGCAGCUCAGAAGAAGACUGCAAGCAGCAGCAGCAGUAGUGAAGACACCUCCAGUGAAGACGAGGCGCCCACUAAGACCCCGGUGAAACCUCCUGGCCCCGUCAAGACCCCUCCAGCUAAGGACAGUAGUUCCUCGGACAGCAGCGAUGACAGCAGCGAUGAUGAUGAUGAUGAGGAGGAGAAGGUGUCAGCUAAAACAGUCAAAACCACCCCAGCCAAGACUGUGACCCCCAAAGCUGCUGCAGCUGCUAAGAAGGCAGAGUCCAGCUCUGAGAGCACAGACUCCAGCUCUGAAGAAGAAGCAAAGAAGCCAGCAGCUAAGGCUACCCCAGCUAAGGCUACCCCAGCUAAGGCUACCCCAGCUAAGGCUACCCCAGCUAAGGCUACCCCAGCUAAGGCUACCCCAGCUAAGGCUACCCCAGCUAAGGCUACCCCAGCUAAGGCUACCCCAGCUAAGGCUACCCCAGCUAAGGCUACCCCAGCUAAGGCUACCCAAGCAGAAGACUCUGACUCCAGCUCUGAGGAUGAAGAAGAGGCUAAGAAGCCACAAGUAAUAAGGGUUAAGUCCACAGCUGUCAAAAUAACGGUUACCCCUGCCAAGGAAGACUCUUCCUCAGACUCCAGCUCAGAGGAGGAGAAGGGUUCGAAGACUGUGAAAGUGGCGCCAGCUACAGCAACCGUAACGGUGGCAGAGGUGAAGGAGCGGGGGGCCAAGACUGUGACUGUAGCGGGGGCCAAGACUACUGUGAAGGUGGUGGAAGACGGCUCCUCUUCCUCGAGCUCAGAGGAUGACGAAGAGGGGACAGUGAAAGCAGCACCAGCUAAGUCGACUCCUACCGUGACCCGAGGCAAGGCUGCUGAAUCCUCCUCUGACUCGAGCUCAGAAGAUGAGGAAGAGGCUAAAAAACCAGCAGCCAAGGUGACUCCAGCGAAGACUGCCCCAGCUAAGAAAUCAGGCUCUUCCAGCUCUGACUCUGACAGCAGUUCUGAGGACGAGACACCAGCUAAACCUGCUGCAGCUGCUCCCAAGGCCCCAGCCAAGGCUGCUACAGAAAACAGCUCGGAUUCAGAAUCUUCUUCUGAAGAUGACGAACCCCCAGCUAAGAAGGCUGCCCCAGCAUCUGUUCCUAAAUCAGCUUCCAAACCAGCCACCCCAGUUACUAAACCAGCUGCAGCGGAGAGCAGCUCGGACUCCGACUCUUCUUCUGAAGAUGACGAACCCCCAGCUAAGAAGGCUACCCCAGGCUCUGUUGCUAAAUCAGUUUCCAAACCAGCAACCCCGGUUCCUAAAUCAGCUUCCAAACCAGCCACCCCAGUUACUAAACCAGCUGCAGCGGAGAGCAGCUCGGACUCCGACUCUUCUUCUGAAGAUGACGAACCCCCAGCUAAGAAGGCUGCCCCAGGCUCUGUUGCUAAAUCAGCUUCCAAACCAGCAACCCCGGUUCCUAAAUCAGCAACCCCGGUUACUAAAGCAGCCAAGAGCAGUUCAGACUCCGACUCUAGCUCAGAUGAGGAUGAGGCCAUAGCUAAGAAGGCUACCUCCAAACCAGCCACCCCAGUGGUGACUAAAUCAGCCCCAGCCAAGGCAGCAGCCGAGAGCAGCUCCGAUUCAGACAGCUCGGACUCGGAGGAACAGGCGGCUGCUGCCAAGAAGACCACUCCCAAGACCACUCCUAAGACCACCACCAAACCUGCAGCCAAGAGUCCUGCCGUCAAGACACUGGCUAAAGCUGCACACUCGUCAUCGUCCGAGGAGAGUAGCUCUGAGGAAGAGGCCAGUAAAAAGACUGUGAAACCCGCUGCCACCCCCAAGACCACCCCCAAGACGACCGCAGCAGCCAGACCUAAAGCCAAGGAGGACAGCAGCUCUUCAGAUGACUCCAGUGAUGAAGAGGCAGCACCCAAACCAGCAGCAGUGAAGGCUACGACGCCAGCCUCGGCUAAAACGGCAGCCGAAAGCAGCUCUGACUCUUCCGACAGUUCCGACUCGGAGGUGGAGACAGAGGCCGCCAAGGCGACGCCCGCUAAGCCUGCUCUGACCAAUGGCAAGCCAGCUACACCCAAAGCAACCACCUCUGCAGUCAAGGCAACGAAACCGACCAAGGCUGCCGAGUCUUCCUCUUCCGAGGAGAGUAGCUCUGAGGAAGAGGAGGCCAGUAAAAAGACUGUGAAACCCGCUGCCACCCCCAAGACCACCCCCAAGACCACCCCAGCAGCAAAAACCAAGGAGGCCAGCAGCUCAUCAGACGACUCUUCUUCUUCCGAAGAAGAAGAGGCAGCGGAGAAAGCACCGGCAGCAGUCACCACUCCCAUCGCUAACGGCACUGUAAACGGUAAGAGAAAAAGGGAUGGAGAAGCCUCAGAGGAUGAGGAAGAAUUAACGACACCUAAAAAUAACAAAACAACAACAACAACACCACAGACCUUCCCUAAAGUCUCUAAGAAGAUCAAUGUACCUUUCCGUAGAAUAAGAGAGGAGGACAUUGAUGUGGAUAACCGACUGGCUGACAACUCCUUCGACGCCAAGCGCGGGUCGGAUGGAGACUGGGGCCAGAGGGCCAAUGACGUGCUCCGCUUCACCAAGGGGAAGUCCUUCCGUCACGAGAAGACCAAGAAGAAGAGGGGUAGCUACUGUGGAGGAGCCAUCUCCCAGUCCGUCAACUCCAUCAAGUUCGACAGCGACUGAGAACCUAGUCAUCGUUUGUCACUACCCCUCUUCCUCCCCUCUCGACCCAGGACUAUCUGAGGACCAGGACGGUCUGCCCCCCUCCCCAUCCCCGACCUCCCCCUCAGCAGAAACCAGACUGAGCUGAAGAUCGUGAACUGAACUAGAGCUGGGACUGCUGCACUCACAUAAGUGGCUGGUGAUUUGUAGUUCGUACGUCUGUGUUAAUUAAACCAGUCCUUUUUAAAAUGCACAUUUCUGUAAUGGUGGAAUGACGCUGUAGAAGUGGAGACGAGCUUUCAUUGAAAUGGCACCCAGCCAAGACACCUCGCCCGCAGCCUUUCUAAUGUCCUAAACGGCACCCUAUUCCCUACGUAGUGCACUACUUUUGACCUGAUUGAAAUUAGUGCACUACGUAGGGAAUAGGGUGCCUUUUAGGACAGAAGAAAAGGCGUCUUGGCCGUCUCCCCUUGUGCCUUCAGGACGGAUCACAAAGGAUUCAUGUACAACAUAUAGCCACCAGGUGGCGGUAGUCAGCCACCAAUUCAGUUAAAUAUCAAUUCAAACUGUUUUCACAAUACUCUCUCGGCCACUUAAUCUGUUGCUUGUUGUGAAAUCGUUAGCCUGGAUCUCAUACAUUCUGUCCAGUGAUAGUUUUUUUUCUCUCUCUCUUUUUCCCCCAGUCGUAAAUUUAAAUUCUCUUUCUUGUGCAUUGCAGUUUGCAUUGCGGGGAAAGGGGUUUAUUCGUUUGAUUUUUGUGUUGUCGGGAAAAUGUUUUUGUAUGGAACAUGCAGACCUGUGGGUUUUGUUUUGAGGGUUGAAUGAAAUGGUUUCUCUUUUGGUAUGAUUUAUUAUGGUGUGAAUAUUUCGUAGUGGGUGCGUUCCAGGCUGACUACAUUUGCAGUGGCCUAACCAGAUCUCACGCCUGGAUAAGGAUUCAACCACUGCAAUGUAGUCAGCCUGGAACGCACCCGUUUUAGAUCAGUAUUUAAGUUCUUUUUAGCCUGAGAGUAUCAGGGAUCAUCCAACUGUUAUUGCUGCAGUCUUAAAAAAUAACUUCCUGGGUCGUGUUCAGUAGGGCGUACUGAAACAAAACGUUUUGAAACAGUAAACUCUGUUUCUAAAAAAAAGUAAUUCUGUUGUGCCUACUGAACAGGAUCUGGUUGCAUCUGAAAUGGCACCCCGUUCGUAAGUCGUGUACUGUAGGGAAUACGCUGCCAUUUCAGAUGUGAUGUUGAGACCUGCUGAAGUUAAGAACUGCCAGCCUAUUGGUUUGGUGGUUCAUUAGUUCAGCAAGUUGUUUUUAAUUUUGUGAAUUUUCAAUUUCCUGUUUCUAGUCUUUUCUUAUUGAGUAUUGUUAUUACUUGAAUAAAAUACCUUGUUGUUGCAA